Echinococcus granulosus is the source of this 2901-nucleotide messenger RNA. RefSeq names its product Coiled-coil domain-containing protein. Gene Ontology annotation, cellular component: EARP complex. NCBI's taxonomy places the organism in Eukaryota, Metazoa, Platyhelminthes, Cestoda, Cyclophyllidea, Taeniidae. The transcript has 17 exons. The record is from RefSeq and is a predicted model, not a curated record. Gene Ontology annotation, biological process: retrograde transport, endosome to Golgi; endocytic recycling. Bases 1 to 2901 code for a protein of 966 amino acids. Gene Ontology annotation, molecular function: SNARE binding.
AUGUUUGCCAUAAAAUGGAUGCAAAGGAAUAAUUCACUUUGCACGCCAACACUGAAGCCACAUGAUUCAGCACUUUUAAAGGAAAUAAUAGGCGGGAUCGAUUCUAACUACUUCUCCUUGGCCGUCGAUUGCGUUGAAUAUGAGAUACAUCAAAAUCUCGCCCACCAAUACCGCGACCAAAAGGUAAUAAUGAGCCGCGUGGAAGCCCUAGAGAAGCAAAGCGAUGCCGUCUGUCGUCAGCUAUCAAGUCUCAUCUUAGAGAAACAGCCCCAGUAUCAGAGGGAAUUGAAAAAUGUCGUUCUUUUGCAAGAAGUCAAUGGUGCCGCGUACGAAGAGUGCAUCGAAGCCCGAAGAUCUCUGGAAGUCCUCUUGAAGAGUGUCGUUGAACGACGAGCUAUCGUGAUCCGCAAUUAUAAGCGACGUUUUCGACUAAAACGCGUGUUAGAAACACUCAAGUGUAUCCGGUCGCUACAGAAUAGUGUUAUCGCCCUGAACAAAUUGAUUGAGGAGCGCAAAUUUUGUGAAGCGAUUUCACUGCAUCGACAGAGCUGUCAAACGACCGAGGAUUUCAAAUCCUACACCUGUGUUGAUUUAUUGCAGCAGUCCUUGCGUGCGGUUAAUCACAAGAUAGAUGACGCUCUCGAUGGUGUUCUUGCUGAAAGUUGCGAAAACUUUGAUCCGAUUGAGUAUGCAGCUCUCCAAGAGGCAUUCGAACGUCUGGGAAGUACAAUGACGACGGUGGCUCAAUUGCAACUUCACUAUACAACGAAAAUACACGAAAGAGCCGCGGCGAUUUUAACAGGAUUUUAUGGAACAGCCUCCACGGAAGAUGCCAAGCAUGUCACAGAAUAUGAAAGAAUAUGUGCGGUAAGUGAAUUAAUGCCGGAUGAUAAUAGGAGUCUCCCGGCAACGACCUUGGUGACAGCCCUCUCCAGUCUUGCCAAAUCCCUCUGGACCAUCCUAGUUUGCUACCACCGCACCGCAUUGUGGCAUGAAAGCGCCUCUCAGCGCGGCCACGACGGCAACCACGAUGCUGCAACAGAGAAUGAUAGGGAAGAAGCCAUCCACACACCCGAACUGGUCUGUCAGUGGCAUGGCUACGUGGCCUCCAAGUUGGGACUCAAUCGGGGUCGUGUGUGGAUGGACUUGGUAUCACGAGUUCGUCCCUUGCUCAGUAGCAUAGCCACCAACUCGAAGCAACUCACAUUUGAGGAAAUUGUUGCCACGUUGAACAUUGUCAACCGGCUAGUUCGAGUUGGUGAAGAAUUUGCAGGUCAUAUGUCAUUCGAUCUGUUGGAGAUGUUAAAAAACUCCACCCGGGGCUUCUUCGGGGAGUUCCAUCGAAUGCAUAUGGAGCGGCUGCGACUGUUUUUGGAUCAUGAGGGGUGGGAGCAUGUUCCUGUGCGACCUGGAUUCUCGCUUUUUGAUUUGCAUGAAUUCCACACUCUUACUGACCUUUUCGCUCCCAAUGGGGACGCAUUCACGGCUAUCGAACCCGGCGUUUCUGGAUCUCCGUCGCCGAGCCGUGAAAAUCUCUUUAAAGAACCCUACGACUGCCAUUUCUUUGACCUGGGACUGGAUGAUUCGAAAAUUGAUCAAAAGGGUUCUUUGGAGAACGAUACGGAAUUGCCGGUAGAUGGGACUGUUGUGGGAGAAAACUCGGACCAGUUGACGCCUUCCAAACAGGUGGCGGCCUCAUCAAGUCCGAUACUCGCCAGCACAACAAUAGAAGUUUUUCGUCUCUUCGGUCGCUAUCUACAAAUGAUGCGUCUAUUGCGACCCAUUGCUAGUGAGGUGAUGCACUGUAUUGGUCAGAUUUUUGACUACUAUCUAUUCGUGGUCUACAGUCUCUUCGGGAAGUCUUUUACGCUGAAAGAGGACGCAGCUCAGCUGCCGGAGCGCCUGAGAAAAACUCUUUCACGAAUCUCUACUCGUCUCAUUGCUCCGGCUGGUCACUCUUGCGUGGAGAAUGGAAGUCGCUUUGUGGUUCCUGACUGCAUCCUGAGCACUUCCAAUCGGGAUACGAUGGGUGCCGAUCAGAUGGCAAGCAUGGAGGAUAUCAUUAACCAUCUUCGACGGCACCUUGUUGGUGUGGAAUCCUUGGUCUUUUUGUCCAGCGUCCUAGAAAAGGAUCUCCUUCCCCACCUUCGAGACUGUCUCCCAGAGAGCAAACGUGGUCUCUUGGACGCAUUUCGUGACCAAUCCCUCAUCACAACCCUUGACGUCCGGGAAGCUACUGCCCGUCACCUCGCCUCUUGCAUCUUUCCAUGUCUCCUACUCCUUGGUGGACAUCCAAACCGAAAUUCCUUGGCAGACAAAGAUGCGGCACAUCUGCUACGGCAAAUGGUGGCGACGAACCCCGGUUGGGCAUCAAAUACGGUUGCGACGGAGCCCAGUGCCUAUCUUCAGUCAUUGAACGCGGCGAUAUCACGCUUAGCUAGUGCUCUCAAGGCCCUCCCCCCACCUUCCAUUCCUCCACCGGCUAUGCGCGCUCUCUGGAUGGGUGCUAUGGCGUGGAUCUCUGCAGAGCUACUGGAGGGACUGGCUGGAGUGUAUGACUGCACGGAAGAGGGACGCAGUCAAAUGCUCCUUGACGUACAGUCGGCUGCUGUUCUAUGUGAAACAGAAUCGGGCAUAAGACCCUUUGUGAAGCUGAACCUGUUGGUGGACUACAUCCAGGCCUUCUUCGUGCCCACCCGCGAGUGGUCUAAUUGGCUGGAGAGUACAGGAGUGCACCGCUACACACAGCGUCAAAGUCUGGGCCUGGCUCAUUGCCUCGCCCGCGGUGACAAGCACGCCCGACAGCGUCUGCUUGCCGCGGUGACCACUGUUUACGCUCGGCAUCAGCAAUCCGUACUACUCCAUUCUGGUGUUGUCGGUGGCUCUGGAAUAGAGGCUUGA